CCUCAAGCGUACCGGCGCCCUACGUUCGAGCGAUCAGCUAGUCAGCCCUUGACCUUGCCGCGCAAUAUUACAAACCCAUUAGUGUGCCAGGCUAUUCAUCUCUUCCUAUCGGACACGGUCAUGCAUGCCUCUGCAGGAUCAUCAUCCAGGGGUCACUUCACUGAUCUAAUUCAUCUCAUCGAAGCCUCGGAUCGCGGGACAAACGCGUUACCGGCCGCACUGGAAGCUGCAGCGCUAGCUUCUCUGGCGAGUCGCUUAGGUUAUGCAGAUGUGCAUCUGGAAGCUGCUCGCCGAUAUACGGUAGCAGUACGUCGACUACGCACAACAUGUCUGAACUCAAAGCGAAAGUCACGGGCCAUGAUUGCGUCUAUCCUGCUACUCAGCAUUUACGAGGUCCGUAGGUUCGAACGCAAACUUGCACUGUACGCUCUCGCUGAUCGCGUUGUGGUUAAUUGAUCAGAUGAUCCGUGCAGAUUCCAGCGCGGACCACAACUGGCUGCAGCACUUUCAUGGAAUGAUCGCAGUGAUGAGAACAUUCUUUCACUACGGUGAGGCACCGGCUCUUGACGUCCGCCUACUUGUACUUGUCGCAGACGAGCUGCCAAAUGCUGACGACCUGACCGCAUCGCCGCCCGUUAACAACUGCUCGAUCGCUUCGCAGCCCUUAUCUGACCGGGUCAAUGAUCUCUGGGCCAUCCUGCCGAGGGUCCAAAGUCUGUUCAAACGGUCGGCUUCGAUCUUGCAACCGGAUAGUAUCCAAUACGAGUCGACGUUGAGACGGCUCAUGAGCGAAAUCCUGGCCUUCAAGGCUGAGCUUCGUACGUGGUCAUCGUGGCAGCCCGAAGCUAUGAAACCAACAACAGCCGUACGAUUCACUCAGGCGUACACCUUGCGAUUCCCAGCGGUCGAAGACCUCCUAUGUCCGAUCACACGUGCUGAUACAUAUGCUGAUUACUUCGUGGCCGGGAUGUGGAUGUCUUACCGCCAGUGUCAACUGCACUUGACGAACCUCCUGUGUCGAAUCAGUAGAACCCUCAGCAAAGAUCCCGAAGCCUACGAUAGAAGUAGAGAGCAUGCCAAAUUGCAACGCGAGGUCCAAGAUCUUGUCGAUGACAUGUACGCAGCCAUUCCCUUCAUGCUGGUCGGUGAGCAGAUACGCGGAAGCAGGCCGGAAGGCUCCCUUUGGAAUCAUGCUCGGCCCCCCAUGCUUCUUGGUGGACUGGACCUCCAGUGGACAUUGUUCACUGCAUCAAUCCUUGAUAUUGUCUCAUCAGACGUCAGGCGUAACAUUAGGAGUAUCCUCCUAUGGAUUGGUGAGAACCUUGGCCUCGGACAAGCAACUGUACUGGCUUGCAUGGAUACCAAUCCACCUGGAGGCGUCACCGCGAAGGGAGACGCUCUUAAGUGGGCAGGCUUCCUGCUUUGAUCAAUGCUAUCGGAGUUUGUGCACGACAAGCCUCUAGCCCCGCGUUCCUGAUAAGCGAGAUGGACCGUCA
Baudoinia panamericana UAMH 10762 is the source of this 1496-nucleotide messenger RNA. RefSeq lists its product as uncharacterized. NCBI's taxonomy places the organism in Eukaryota, Fungi, Ascomycota, Dothideomycetes, Mycosphaerellales, Teratosphaeriaceae. The transcript is spliced from 5 exons. The record is from RefSeq and is a predicted model, not a curated record. Bases 461 to 1426 code for a protein of 321 amino acids.